AUGUGGAUUCUGAUGACGAUUUCGGCCCGCUAAGAUGUUGGGACUGUAACGUUAACUUUACGGAAAAGCACUACCUAUAUUCUCAUCUAUUCCACCACAUAAAACAACCCUACGUAAUACUCGAACGUACUACGUUACCCCCCCUCAAGCUAACUCUGAAGAACAAAAGCGGAAACAAUUUCGAAGUCAUAAACUCCCCAGUACAUUCGAACCCUUCUUCGGUCGGCUCCCCUAGUGAAACCGUUGCGAAAUCGGCUUCCAAUCUGGCAGAAACCAAAGAAGAACCGGACAACGCCGAGGGCGGGGAAGGGGGAGCGAUAGUGGAGGAAGUGACCAAAAUAGAAGCGGAAGAUGAGGAGGCGAGGGUCAGUUUUUCCCCGAACUUCGCGGACAUAGGGACCUCCUCGCCCGCUAAUAGUGACACCUCCAACGCCGCCGAGAAGACCACGGACAGCAUAAUCACCUCUAACUCCGCCGGCGAGAGCAAUGCCUCCGAGUACGGGAGCAUCCCCGGAGCGGAACCGACGCCGCCUCCGGAACCGUCGCCGGAUUAUCCCAAGAUCAGGAUCAAAACCACCGGAUUGCUCAAAGAACCCCUGACUAUAACCGAAAUUACAGACGACAACCCAGAUGGAGACCCAAGUUACAGAGGUAAGUGGAUUUUACCGUAGAAGUGGAGGUUGCUGUGGA
Anoplophora glabripennis (Asian longhorned beetle) is the source of this 690-nucleotide messenger RNA. RefSeq lists its product as uncharacterized. The annotation marks the transcript as partial. Lineage: Eukaryota; Metazoa; Arthropoda; Insecta; Coleoptera; Cerambycidae. The transcript has 2 exons. The record is from RefSeq and is a predicted model, not a curated record.